This is a messenger RNA of Strigops habroptila (Kakapo), 3883 nucleotides long. RefSeq names its product C-C motif chemokine receptor 7 (gene CCR7). Gene Ontology annotation, biological process: inflammatory response; chemotaxis; immune response. The transcript has 3 exons. Lineage: Eukaryota; Metazoa; Chordata; Aves; Psittaciformes; Psittacidae. The coding region runs from base 73 to 1200 and encodes 375 amino acids. The record is from RefSeq and is a predicted model, not a curated record. Gene Ontology annotation, molecular function: chemokine (C-C motif) ligand 19 binding; C-C motif chemokine 19 receptor activity; chemokine (C-C motif) ligand 21 binding. Gene Ontology annotation, cellular component: membrane.
CCUGGAUUCUCAUGUUAGCAUUCUCACGAGGUUUUAGUUUAUCCAGCUGUGGGGAGUUUUGCAGAGUUGAGAAUGCCACAGUCAAGCAAGCAGUUAAAGGUCGCUCUUGUUCUCAGCCUUCCUCUAUUUUUUCAGUUCUGUGCUGGGAACAACGUCACCGAUUACUAUGACUCCAACAGCACCAUCGACUACAACAUGUUUGAGGUCCUGUGUGAGAAGGACGAUGUCCGUAGCUUCCGCGCUGCCUUCCUCCCAGCCAUGUACGCCCUCAUCUGCUUCACGGGGCUGCUGGGGAAUGGGCUGGUGAUGCUCACCUACAUCUACUUCAAGAGGCUCAAAACCAUGACAGACAUCUAUUUGCUGAACCUGGCUCUGGCAGACAUCCUCUUCCUGCUGACCCUCCCCUUUUGGGCCACAACUGCAGCCAAGUACUGGCUUUUUGGGAAGUUUGCCUGCAAAGCUGUCUAUUGCAUCUGCAAAAUGAGUUUCUUCAGUGGGAUGCUGCUCCUCCUGUCCAUCAGCAUUGACAGGUACUUUGCCAUUGUUCAGGCUGCCUCAGCCCACCGCUUUCGUCCCCGGAUGAUAUUCAUUAGCAAGGUUACAUGCAUCCUCAUUUGGCUCCUGGCCUUCAUCCUCUCAAUCCCUGAGCUGGUUCACAGUGGUGUAAAUAAUGUGGACAGCCUUCCCCGUUGUUCCAUCAUCGCUCAUGACUUGCAGACCUUCAAUACUGGCAUCAAAGUGUCCCAAAUGGUUUUUGGCUUCUUAUUUCCCUUGCUGGUCAUGUCUGUCUGCUACCUCAUCAUCAUCAAAACCUUACUCCAGGCCCGCAACUUUGAGAAGAAUAAAGCCAUCAAGGUCAUCAUCGCCGUGGUAAUUGUCUUUGUUGUCUUCCAGCUGCCCUACAACGGCGUCAUGCUGGCCAAGACCAUCUCAGCCUUUAACCACACCAGCUCAUGUGAGGAGAGCAAGCAGCUUGACAUGGCGGAUGACGUGACCUACACCCUGGCCUGCUUCCGAUGCUGCCUCAAUCCUUUCCUUUAUGCUUUCAUUGGUGUCAAAUUCCGCAACGACCUCUUCAAGCUCCUGAAGGAACUGGGCUGCCUGAGCCAGGAGCGCCUCUGGCAGCUCUCCACCUGCCGUGAGAGCAAGAGGUUCUCCUAUGCCAUGGAGACAGAGACAACCACCACCUUCUCCCCAUGAGCCAAGCUCCAGGCAGGCUUUGACCAAGCUGCAACAUUUCUGUACACUUCCUCUAUUCUGAAUUACUGGUAGAGCAAGACUUGCCACUACUGUAGGAAAGAGGAAAACCCAGGAGCCUCCUGCUGUUUAAGGCAACGAGCACUGCUAGCCAAUACUCCCAUGGAUGGAGAAACUCCAGUAAAGCUGUGACUAACAGCAAAGCAAGGGAGAGGGAGACUGGUGAGUCUAGAAUUUAUCCUGUCAUUUCACCUUUAUUUCAGUCUUUCCGUCAAAAUGAGAAAUGCUCAGAAUACUUUCCCUAAAAGCAACAAAUACCAAGAGAAACAGACAAGAACUGAAUAAGAACUUCCAAGCGCAUCAUCCAUGCUUUGAAUGUUGCUUUUAACAGGACUACCUAUUGCUCUUCCAUACCUACAAAAAUGAUGCCUGUUGCACUGAUCCAGUCUUCAAGCCAGAACAGCACCAACAGCCCCAGGCUCCAAGCUUGUAAACUGUGAAGUAUUCAAGCACACCAGUCUCCACUCUGCCUUCCCCCAUGAAAAGUGAGAAAUGUCCAUAACUAAUACUAAACCCAUACAUAUGAUAGACAUUAAAUUCAAUAACUUUGUAUAUUAUUGUGCCAACUCAUAUGUUUCUCAGGGCAAGUACAAAUUCCGCUCCACUUCUGCCUGUAUCUGGUGUUUCACCUAUAAAAAAGGUGCAUCCUGAGGAGCACAAGUUAUUCCAUCUCAACAUUGACUUGAAUUCUUCAGAAAUGCUGCUUCACUCUGGAAAGAAAGACUCCUUUAGCUUCUGAAAGGGCACAAGGCUGAUGCAGGGGAACUAGCACGGUUCAGAUGCAAACUUUUUGCACGAAGGCAAAUCAGUUACAAGCUCCAAAUAACCGGUGUCUUUCCAAUCACCAAGCACACAAACUUGAACUAGGAAACAGAAACUCCUGCACCACUCCAGCCAGGCAUUUAAAAUACAUAUUUAGCACUCAGCCACCCAGCCUAUCCCAGUGUCAUCCCUACUCCUGAUGUACUGAGGGACUGUUUGCUCACUCACUUGAUAUAAAGCACGUGGUUUAGUGGACUGGUGCCAGGAUCCUCAGAAUUUUAAAGAUUCAAGCCCAGGGCAAAGCCAUUGGCAUUUUUUAAGGCAAAACAUUCAAAUUCUGGAUACACUUGUGCCCAUGGUCCAACCACUCCAGUCUACCAGUAUCUGAAGCUUGCUCGUACCUGGCUUUAUCAGCCAUGGUGGACACGUGUGGGGCCUUCUGUGUUACUGCUUGCUGACCCCAAGCGAUAAGCAGGAAUGUGGGUUUUCUUCUCCCUUCCCAAUCAACAUGUCUUUCUAGAAGGACUUUAGCAGCUGGCUUUGAAGUCAGAUAUAUAUUUCACUUAUAAGCUAUUGAAAACAUGUUUUGCAUUCACACAGUCAGUGCUAAUAAAGAUGCCAUUCACUGCGGUUUGAUUUCAAUGCAAAGGACAGUGAUGCGCUCAAGAUUACUGCCAGGGUCAGUACUUGAAAGGAACAUGGCAGCUGAACAACAGAUCAUUGUCAUGUAAAAUAAGACCUUGAAAAGAAGCCCAGAAUGUAAUGCCAGUUGGUGCUUUUACUACAAGAGCCAAGAUUCCUAAGGACAGAUGAAUACCCUGGGAACUGCUGGUGUGGGUGCAGAGCCUCACCCUCCAGAACAGCAGCUGGACACUUUUGUGCAAAACAUAAGGCAUGUUCCCAUGGACAUACAGAGCCACACGGAGUAAAAUACAUGAAGAAGACAUUUAUACUUUUUUCAAUACCAUACAUAGAUCCACAUUAGGGAUCCAUGCAGGGAACUCUCUGGAUCGUAGGUCGACAAAUAUUCCUUUAGAGACAGGAGAAUUAAAAUCAACCUUCCAAGGGAAGAAUUCAGUUAGCUGGUUUUCAGACAAGGUUGCCAGUUAUAUAGCUGGCUACCGUCAUAAUUAAAUCAAUUCUUCUUCAUAAACCAUUUGGCUCUGGGGUAUGGGAUGUUGUCAAGAGCUGGGAAUUGGGAAGCAAGCACGUUCUGCUCUGCAUCACGUGUCUGUGCUAAACUACAACCCCAUCUAAAUGUUUAAUGCGUUUGCUUUUAGAAUGUCCAUGUAACACGUGCAGAAGUGCUGCUUCUCUGACCUCUGAAAUGGGGGGUUAUGGCUGACACUGAUGAGUCACUUGUUCUGGGUUUGUUCCUAUAAUCCUCACUCAGGCAAGACACUGGGCUAAGAACUCUGCCAGAGCAAGGAAUACCCAUAAUACAGGCUCAGGUUAGUUUUCUACAUCAGUAACAACGUAUUCUCAAUGUAUAUGCAUAUAUGUAAAGCUGCUUUACACAGAGAAAGAGAAAUAUGUACAUGAAUGUACCCUGAAAAUACACUGCUGUAACUAAAACUUCUCACACAAAAUACUUUCACCUAACUUAUUCCAGCAAGGAAAACUGCAGAACAUGCAACUGUACUUGUCUCCUGACUGAUAAAAGCCAUUCCCCUUCUACAGACUGAGAAGCCUUCAGGUUUUUAUCAGCCAGAUAAUUGAACAGAGAGAACAAAUUUGCCACUUACUGAGAUGAAUCACGUUAACAGUGGCCUAAGAUCCUGACUUGAGGUUCCCUGCUGACGUCUGAAAACUGACUGUAUUUUGCUAUUUGUGGACAAUAAAUUAUACCAUUUUUUAAAAAGUA